Molecule: messenger RNA, 1353 nt
Organism: Rhodofomes roseus
Lineage: Eukaryota; Fungi; Basidiomycota; Agaricomycetes; Polyporales; Fomitopsidaceae
Product: CRAL-TRIO domain-containing protein
Exons: 4
Coding region: 141-1034 (297 amino acids)
Source: RefSeq, a predicted model, not a curated record
CCAGGGACAUGCCCGAUUGGGAUCGCCUCAGAGUCUCCCGCUGCCUCCUCCUCCUGCCCCUGCCACCGCACGCCUCCGCCACGACCACCGCUCACGACCACGCCUCUUUCUUAUACCACCACGCCCGCUAGACCGACACGAUGGCAGAUCUCCAGCCCGCCAGCGCCAGCCAGAUGCCCCCCGGCGUGACAGACCCCAACUACAAGCCCCCGCCUGGCCGCCUCGGCAACCUCACCAUCCCCCAACAGCACGCCCUCGAAAAGUUCCAGAAGGAGCUCCAGCAGGAGGGCAAGUUUGUCCCCGAACGCCACGACGAUGCGCUCCUUCUGCGCUUCCUCCGCGCGAGGCGAUUCGAUGUGGAGAAGGCAAAGACGAUGUUGUACGCGUGCGAGCAGUGGCGGAAGGACUUUGGCGUCGACGGGCUGCUGCAAAACUUUGACUUCAAGGAAAAGGCAGAGGUCGACAAGUACUACCCGCAAUAUUACCACAAGAUUGACAAGGACGGCCGGCCGGUGUACAUCGAGCAGCUGGGCAAGCUCGACAUCGGCAAGCUCUACGCGAUCACGACGCCCGAGCGCCAGCUGAAGCGGCUCGUGUACGAGUACGAGAAGAACACGAACGAGCGCAUGCCCGCGUGCUCCCGCGUCAUCGGCCACCCCGUCGAGACGUCCUGCACCAUCCUUGACCUCGCCGGCGUGUCCAUCUCCAACUUCUACCGCGUCAAGGACUAUGUCAUGCAGGCGUCGUCCAUCGGCCAGGACCGCUACCCCGAGUCCAUGGGCAAGUUCUUCAUCAUCAACGCCCCCUGGGCCUUCUCCGCCGUCUGGUCCAUCAUCAAGCCCUGGCUCGACGAGGUCACCGUGUCCAAGAUCGACAUCCUCGGCAAGGACUACAAGGCCAAGCUCCUCGAGCAGAUCCCCGCGCAGAACCUCCCCAAGGAGUUUGGCGGCAAGUGCGAGUGCCCCGGCGGCUGCUCGCUCAGCGACGCUGGCCCCUGGAACCCCAACUGGGAGCAGCAGAGCGAGGCGGCGUAGAUGCUGAUGCGUAUUGCGGGAUUGGCGAGGGACAUACAUCAUCAGUAUUCUACCCGUAUACCUUAAUAGACACGACAUGCUAUCCGGUCACGGCAAACCCCAUAUGCUUGCAUAGGCCCUACAUAUUGGCGCGUAUCAGCGUUGAGGACUGGUGGUUGGCUGCGAGGACUUACCUCACUGUGGAAUGGUGCACAUACAAUCGGUGAUCGUUCUUGGUGACAAUAUAUGUUAGGUGUCGUCGCUUUGAAGCGAUACUCGAGUGGGGCCGUAUACGAUGUACACUGUCAUGUGACAAGCAGGCUACUGACUUACGCGCGUA